GCCACAAACUUGGUGACCGUCAGCGUCUUCGCGAGGAUGGGACUGAAAGACAGCAUCUCUCUCAGCUUCUUCCUCCUCUCGUGCUCGGACUUGGUUUGCGUCCUGUUCAUGAUCCCGGCGGACUGCUUUGUCCUGUUCUCUAAGUCCGUCCCGCAGUCCUGGCGAGUGGACGGGGAAACGCUGGCGACACUGCUCAUGUUUUACUAUCCGAUGUUCUUCGACGUCUCGCAGCUCAUCACGACUCUCGUCGCCGUGCAGAGGUGCUGGUGCGUGGCCUUGCCCUUGGGGUUCAAAGGAACGUUCACUCGUCGUAAGACUACUGGGCUUGUUCUGGGGAUUGUGAUCGUCUCCAUCGGACAGUACGUCCCGGUGCUGGUCUCGCAGGGUCUGAGGGAAGGACAGGACGUUUCGAAGAAUAGGACGGUUCUUAUCUUCUGGACGUCGGAGAUUCGGAGCCAGGUGUAUUACGGUCGGGGUCUCUUCGCGUUGGUCAUGACCACCACGUGUCAGCUGACUGUCAUCGCCUGUCUUGUUAUCCUGGCGGCGAGUCUGCGGGCUUCGGCGAAGUUUCGGAAAUCUCUACUGAACGGUCCCAAAGGCCACUCCCUUACUUACAACAGAGCAGAAGUCACAAACACCACAGAAUUAUCAAAGACAUCGGCAAAUCGGCCCAAUUCAGUUGGUACCAUAAAGCAAGACCUGAAAAAUGUUGAUGAAAUCAGCGGUGAAAACACACAAUCUUUUGCGCCGUCGCGUAUGAACGCAUCAAGAAAAGAAGUCCAGGCCGUGAAGUCCACGACCUUUGUUUCCAUCAUAUUCAUCCUGUGCAACACUCCGCGACUGCUGAUGUACUACAUCGUCGUCUGCGUCCCGGAGUUCAACCUACAGCGUCGGUACGAGCAGUCGUACGUCGUGGGGAACUCCUUCCGGUUUUUCUUCGAGGCCAUCAACGCAUCGUUCAACAUGUUUGUUUACCUCACGUUCAACAGGAGGUUUCGAUUAACACUGAAAGCUUGUUUCUGA
Messenger RNA from Lymnaea stagnalis (great pond snail), 1023 nucleotides. Lineage: Eukaryota; Metazoa; Mollusca; Gastropoda; Lymnaeidae. The record is from the annotation of a GenBank genome assembly.